AUGGACACAAAGAUCCCUACUUGUUCAGCACCAACAACUUCCUCGGACGGCAGACAUGGGAGUUUGAUCCAGACGCCGGCACAGUGGAGGAACGGACCGCCGUCGAAGAAGCUCGCCGGAAAUUUUUUGAUGAUCGUUUUCGGGUUAAAGCUAGCAGUGAUCUCAUAUGGCGUAUGCAGGUAA
Messenger RNA from Thlaspi arvense, 183 nucleotides. The record is from the annotation of a GenBank genome assembly. NCBI's taxonomy places the organism in Eukaryota, Viridiplantae, Streptophyta, Magnoliopsida, Brassicales, Brassicaceae.